Messenger RNA from Cuscuta campestris, 934 nucleotides. Lineage: Eukaryota; Viridiplantae; Streptophyta; Magnoliopsida; Solanales; Convolvulaceae. The record is from the annotation of a GenBank genome assembly.
GUAGAUUUUCUUCUUUCAAUGUUUCACUCUUUGGAAAUUACUCAAGGGGUCGUUGUCUUUGAAAUAGUCAUUUUGACUUUUCGUCUCGGAUUUGAUCGUAUUUCAGGACAGCGAAUCUAACUAUUCAUUAGUCUCAAUAUAUCACAUCGUCAGCAGACUACAGUAUUGAUGAGUACACUUUCGUCUGUAGAUAGUUGAAGCGAAUUCACUUUUCUGUACGUAUUUUGGCGGUGAUAAUUACUUUUCCAUCAAUGGUCAGGUUUCAGAGACUAUAUAUAUCACGAUUAUGAAAAGAGUAUCUCACAUUCUCACAUUAUGGAAGGAACUUCUCGAACACUUCCUUAUACCAUAAGAUUCGUUGGUCUACUUGGCAGUCAUUCUCUUGGUAGAAAUCCAAAGUUUAUGGCUACUGCGGUAGAUUUAGGAAGAGAAUUGAUAAGGCGAAGAAUUAGUCUUGCUUAUGGAGGAGGCAACGUUGGCCUACAAGGAGCUGUUGCUUCAAUAGUCCUCAACAAUGGUGGUCUCGUUAGAGGUUUCAUUCCUGGGUACAUAGCAACACGACGGGUCUACGGACCUACAUAUGGCGUAGAGCACACAGUUUCCAGCAAUUACUACAAAUAUUUUGAGAUGAAUCAUGCCGUGGAAGCUUUCAUUGUUCUUCCUGGAGGAGUUGACACUAUGGAAGGCGACCAGGCAGGCGGCCGCCUACAAGGCCGCCUGCCGGACAUUGGCAAACGGCGAGAAUUGGCUCUGGCGGUGAACUCAAGCGCAGGCGGGAUAAAGUAAAGAGCGGAAUAAAAAGGAGUAAAGGGAGCACACCAAGAUUUACCCUGGUUCACCACAACUUGUGGCUAAUCCAGCCUCCCGAGAGACUCUCUCGAGCUACACUACUUCCGUUAAGCUUACGGGUGCUUAACAAACCGUUACAACCUGA